Molecule: messenger RNA, 917 nt
Organism: Propithecus coquereli (Coquerel's sifaka)
Lineage: Eukaryota; Metazoa; Chordata; Mammalia; Primates; Indriidae
Gene: CMA1
Product: chymase 1, mast cell
Exons: 5
Coding region: 25-768 (247 amino acids)
Biological process (GO): proteolysis
Cellular component (GO): cytoplasm; intracellular membrane-bounded organelle
Molecular function (GO): serine-type endopeptidase activity
Source: RefSeq, a predicted model, not a curated record
UGCCCAGGCAGCCUUUCUGGGAAGAUGCAUCUCCAUCCUCUCCCUCUGCUGCUCUUUCUCCUAUGCUCCAGAGCUCAGGCUGGGGAGAUCAUCGGGGGCACAGAGUGCAAGCCACACUCUCGCCCCUACAUGGCCUACCUGGAAAUUGUCAAUUUCCAGGGUCAACAGGUGACUUGUGGUGGUUUCCUGAUAAGUCAGAACUUUGUGUUGACGGCUGCUCACUGUGCAGGAAGGUCUAUAACAGUCACCCUUGGAGUUCAUAACAGAAAAGAGAAAGAAAAUACAUGGCAGAAGCUUACAGUUGUAAAGCAAUUCCCUCAUCCAAAAUAUACUGGUGAUAUUUUUCUCCACGACAUCAUGUUACUGAAGUUGAAGAGGAAAGCCAACCUGACUCUGGCUGUGGGCACAGUCCCCCUCCCACCCAACUUCUACUCUGUCCCACCUGGGACAAUGUGCUGGGUGGCUGGGUGGGGAAGAAUGGGUGUCAUGAAGCCGGGCUCAGACACUCUGCAAGAGGUGAAGCAGAGACUCAUGGAUCCCAAGGUCUGCAACUGCUUUGUAAAUUUUGACCACAAUCUCCAGCUGUGCGUGGGCAACCCCAGGAAGAAAAACUCUGCAUUUGAGGGAGACUCUGGGGGCCCUCUUCUCUGUGCUGGGGUGGCCCAGGGCAUCGUGUCCUAUGGACGGAAGGAUGCAAAGCCCCCUUCUGUCUUCACCCGGAUCUCUCAUUACCGGCCCUGGAUCAACAAGAUCCUGAAGAAGAAUUAACCCUGGAGCCUGGGCCGGCAAGAGAGAGUCUGGAACUGGAUCUGAGCAGAGGAGUUUCUGUGUGCCACUCAUUUUGGCCCACCUCUAGUCCCUUGGCCACAUCUCUGAGCCUGCAGAAGAUUCCUACAGGUCAUACAUCUCUCAAUAAA